CGUUGAUGAAGCAAUUCCAAACGCACACGGAGAGAGAGAGAGAUCAAUAAGGAUAAUUUAAAUCGAUUGAAACCCUAGAAUCGAAAGCGAAUUUCAAUUGUUUCUUCAAUUGGGUGUUUGAGUUUGCUCCUCCUCAAUGGGGUUGUGGGAAGCUUUUCUCAAUUGGCUGCGAAGCCUCUUUUUCAAGCAAGAAAUGGAGCUAUCCUUAAUAGGCCUUCAAAAUGCUGGGAAAACAUCGCUUGUAAAUGUUAUUGCAACUGGUGGAUAUAGUGAAGACAUGAUCCCGACGGUUGGAUUCAAUAUGAGGAAGGUAACAAAAGGGAAUGUCACAAUAAAGUUGUGGGAUCUUGGUGGUCAGCCAAGGUUUCGAAGCAUGUGGGAAAGAUAUUGCCGUGCAGUUUCCUCUAUCGUUUAUGUUGUGGAUGCUGCUGAUUAUGAUAACUUGCCAGUCUCAAGAAGAGAACUUCAUGACCUGUUGAGUAAGCCGUCGCUAAAUGGUAUUCCACUGCUGGUAUUAGGCAACAAGAUUGACAAAAAGGAAGCUCUGUCUAAAGAGGAUUUGACAGGAGAGAUGGAUCUGAAGUCCAUCACCGACAGGGAAGUUUGUUGCUUCAUGAUAUCCUGCAAGAACUCUACCAACAUUGAUACGGUCAUUGAUUGGCUUGUAAAGCAUUCGAAGUCAAAAAAUUGAGUUCUUUCCUACUCGCACCGAUGACAUUAUCCGUUUAAGAGAGUGGAUUUCAAUCCGUUUUUGAAGUGACUAUCGUUGUUUGCUCGGUCUGGUUUGUUGAUAUCUGACCAUCCGUCAUCGUCUUGUGUUAUGUGCUUGGCAUAGUGUUGUUUUGGUAAACAUGUGUUGGAAGACACUAUGAUUUGAGUUUAUAUAUGUAUAGAAUUUGACUCUCUGAA
Pyrus x bretschneideri (Chinese white pear) is the source of this 909-nucleotide messenger RNA. Its product is annotated as ADP-ribosylation factor-like protein 8a. The record is from RefSeq and is a predicted model, not a curated record. The coding region runs from base 137 to 691 and encodes 184 amino acids. NCBI's taxonomy places the organism in Eukaryota, Viridiplantae, Streptophyta, Magnoliopsida, Rosales, Rosaceae. The transcript is spliced from 6 exons. Gene Ontology annotation, biological process: protein transport. Gene Ontology annotation, molecular function: GTPase activity; GTP binding.